AUAUCAUUUUCGCCAACAUUACACAUUUUUACUAUUAAAAUUAAGGUUAGAUUUUCUGUAUUCUCGCCUAACCAGGGUCAUCGCUGACCAGAGUAGAUAAUACAUGGUUACUUGCAUGUGAAAUGCAGCGUAUAAUUAAAUAAAUGUAAAAGUUGUAGCAAAAUGUAACAAAUUUUUAAUUUUGCAAGGGAAGAUAAAUAUCGUAAAGGCCAAAACAAAAAUGGCUACAGAGGAUAAUAUCGUGACGGUCGAGGAUUCGAAGUUCGAUGAUUUCAUUCAGAAAUCAUUUACUGUUAUUAGAAAUGGACUCAAGGCUGCUAAUAGUUUGCCAAAUGCUGAAAACUUUAAUUAUUACACGUGUUUUCCUACAUUUAACGAGAUUCGAAAUAUACAAAUUAAAAAAAUUGUUGAUUCUAUGCAAAAUGUUGUUGAGAAAGCAGGAAUUGCAGGCAAUAUUAAACAAAGAGAUGUGGAAGAAAAAUUUGACCUUUUGCUAGAGUCAAAUGAUAUUUUCUUGGAUCGAGCUGGAGUGUGUAUGGAUGAAGAAGUUGGUAUAAGUAAAAAUCCCAGUGUUGAAUUGAUUGUCACACAAACAAGAACUCCGAGCAACCUCAAUGGAAGUUGGAAUACUUCAUCGUACAUAAAUAAGCAGGCUAAGCCAAGUUCAAGUCCAGUUCAAGCAGUGAGAUUAUUGGCAGGAAAAAAUAUUCAACGACCACAAUUAACUUUCAAAGAUAAAAUAGACAACAGCCACAAACCAUGGCAACCUACUAUCAAAGAAAAGCCAAAUUCUAUAAAGCCUCUAGCUAUUUAUGUUGAAUGUGGAGAAGAAGGAGAAGAAGUAUUUUGUCAUCCUUAUGAAUGCGAACUUGAUAAAUUUACACCUCCAGAAAAGCAGUUACUCAAAAAACCACCUAUCAAAUUUAAACCUGUAGACGAAACACCAUUAAUAAUGAUUGAAAAGGUUCAAGACCUCAAAAUUAUGUUGCAGGACCUAAUGAAGUAUAGUGAACUAGGUGUUGAUUUAGAACAUCAUUCUUAUAGAAGUUAUCAAGGUAUUACUUGUCUUAUGCAAAUUUCAACAAGAGAUACAGAUUAUUUAGUUGACACUUUGUCACUCAGAUCUGAUUUACACAUUCUGAAUGAAGUAUUUACAAAGCCAUCCAUUCUCAAAGUAUUUCAUGGAGCUGAAUCUGACAUUUUAUGGUUGCAAAGAGAUUUGUCACUUUAUAUUGUAAAUAUGUUUGACACCCAUCAAGCUGCAAAGCAUUUGGAGCUACCAUUUUUAAGUUUGGCUUAUCUUCUGAAAACACACUGCCACAUUGAUCCAAACAAGCAUUUUCAAUUAGCUGAUUGGCGAAUAAGACCUCUACCAGAAGAACUCAUGAAAUAUGCACGAGAUGAUACACAUUAUUUGUUGUAUUUGAAAGAUGUUUUGACAAAUCAAUUAAUUGAUGUUGCAAAUGGUCAAACUAAUGUUCUUAAAGCAGUGUAUGGCCGCAGCACAGAUAUAUGUAAAAAAACAUAUAUAAAACCAAUUUGGACUGAGGAUAGUUAUUUAAGCAUGUACAGAAAAAGUCAAAAGAUGUUCAAUAACAGACAAGUGCAUGCUCUAAAAGAAUUGCACAAAUGGAGAGAUGAAACAGCUAGAAUGGAAGAUGAUAGUACAAAUUAUGUUUUACCAAACCAUAUGUUACUUAACAUAGCAGAAACUCUUCCAAGAGAAAUGCAGGGUAUUCUUGCCUGCUGCAAUCCUAUUCCUCCAUUAGUUAGACAAAAUCUUUUGAAAAUUCAUAAAAUGAUACUCAAAGCCAGAGAACAGCCAUUGAUAAAGCCUGUAUUGGAAGAAGAUAUGAGACAAAGGUUGACUCAAAGGAGUCAAGUAUUGAACUCUGAAUCUUGGAUUUUUCAGCCGCACGAUUUACCAAGUGAUAUGGAAGCCAGGGCGAAUCUUCCUUGUUUGCUUAAUUCUAAAGAAUUAAAAAAUAAAGUAGAUCAGCCACGACUGAAACCAUCUAUUUCAGUGUUUGAUUGUUCGUCUUCCGAGGAUGAAAUAGUAGAGAUGCAAGUAAAUAACGUAAAAAAGAAGAAACUUAUAUUUAUAAGUCCUUUUGAAAGAUACAAGAGAGUACAGCCUAUGGUAGCCGAAGAAGAGAAACUAGAAAGAGAAAAACAAGAGAAAGAAGAAGCUGAAAGGUUGAAGCAGUUACAAAAAACUCAAGAAGAAACUUCGGCGAGUAUCAGCAGAGUUCAUGAUCAUUUCCUCAAAGUAGUUCAACAGCCACCAAUAUUGAAUCCUAUUAAAGCCGAACCAACAGAUCCUAUUCAAGAGAGUCGAGAAGAAGAAUUUAUAAUGGCAAGCGAGCCGUCAAAUUCGAAGAUGAACACUUCCCGUAAAAAUAAAAACUCACCUCGACAAAAGAAAAUGCAAACAUUAGGACAGUUGUAUGGAAAGAAAAGGAAACGGCAAUUGAGUCCAGAAGUAACGCGACCAUUCAAGAAAAAUUUUCGUAAAAACAAUUUAGCAGAAGAAAAACAGUUUAAAAGACGUAGGUAAAUGUUACUGAAGAAAUUUUUAUACAAAAAGAUUUAAUAAUAUUUUAUUACCUCUUCCUACUCAAAAAUCUGGACUAGAUAACUAUACUGAGGGUAAUAAAUAUUCGUUUAUUAAGUGUACUUACGAAAUUUAUCAGUGAUCUUUGUGAAGAAUUCAUCUUAUAUUUGUUAUUCAUGAAUUAACUAUAAAGUAUAAAAAUGUACUCUAAUGGAUAUGAUCUACAUAUGUGUAUUUUGUAAAUUUCAUAUGAAGUCUUCUCAUAUCUAAUUAAAGUCAAUUUAUACAUAUUGUGAAAAUGUAAAUUUCUUUGGUUCAAGUUUCAGAAAGUUUGUAAAAAAAGUUAUUUGAGUUUGAAUACUGUAAAAACAAAGUCAACUCUGUAAAUAAAUUUCGUUUUUGACGUAAUGUACAGCAGUCUUCA
Molecule: messenger RNA, 2978 nt
Organism: Phymastichus coffea
Lineage: Eukaryota; Metazoa; Arthropoda; Insecta; Hymenoptera; Eulophidae
Gene: Rrp6
Product: exosome component 10
Exons: 4
Coding region: 221-2557 (778 amino acids)
Biological process (GO): TRAMP-dependent tRNA surveillance pathway; histone mRNA catabolic process; poly(A)-dependent snoRNA 3'-end processing
Cellular component (GO): nuclear exosome (RNase complex); nucleolus
Molecular function (GO): nucleotide binding; nucleic acid binding; 3'-5'-RNA exonuclease activity
Source: RefSeq, a predicted model, not a curated record